Suhomyces tanzawaensis NRRL Y-17324 is the source of this 762-nucleotide messenger RNA. It is a transcript of the gene PRE9, whose product is annotated as proteasome core particle subunit alpha 3. The transcript has a single exon. Gene Ontology annotation, biological process: ubiquitin-dependent protein catabolic process. The record is from RefSeq and is a predicted model, not a curated record. Gene Ontology annotation, cellular component: cytosol; proteasome core complex, alpha-subunit complex; nucleus. Bases 1 to 762 code for a protein of 253 amino acids. NCBI's taxonomy places the organism in Eukaryota, Fungi, Ascomycota, Pichiomycetes, Serinales, Debaryomycetaceae.
AUGUCGAGAAGAUACGAUUCCAGAACCACCAUCUUUUCCCCCGAAGGGAGAUUGUACCAGGUGGAGUAUGCACAGGAAGCCAUUUCCAUGGCGGGAACCGCCAUUGGCAUAUUGUCAGCCGAGGGAGUCGUCUUGGCGUGUGAGAAGAAGGUCACCUCCAAGUUAUUUGACAACGACGGCUCCGCUGAAAAGCUUUAUGUGAUCAACGACAACAUGAUCUGUGCCGUGGCUGGUAUGACCGCAGAUGCCUUCAUCUUGGUCAACAACGCCAGAGUGCAGGCCCAGCAGUACUUGAAGACCUACAACGAAGAGAUCCCUUGCGAGACCUUGAUCAAGAGGGUAUGUGACAUCAAGCAAGGCUACACACAACACGGUGGUUUGAGACCGUUUGGUGUCAGUUUCUUGUACGCUGGCUACGACGACAGAUACGAGUUCCAAUUGUAUACAUCCAACCCAUCCGGGAACUACUCCGGCUGGAAGGCCACCUCCAUCGGUGCCAACAACUCGGCUGCCCAGACGUUGUUGAAGAAAGACUACAAGGACGACUUGUCUUUGAAAGAUGCCUGUGAGUUGGCCAUCAAGGUGUUGUCCAAGACCAUGGACUCUUCCACCUUGAACAGCGAUAAGCUUGAAUUUGCCACCUUGAGCUUGUCCAAAGUGCAUCCUGGCAAGGUCAUCCACAAAGUUUGGAGCGAUAAUGACAUCGACACUUUGAUCAAGGAAAGUGGUGUAUUGGAUGACAAGAACCAAGACGACGAAUAA